This is a messenger RNA of Loa loa (African eye worm), 2041 nucleotides long. RefSeq lists its product as hypothetical. The transcript is spliced from 11 exons. Gene Ontology annotation, cellular component: nucleolus. Gene Ontology annotation, molecular function: GTP binding. The record is from RefSeq and is a predicted model, not a curated record. Lineage: Eukaryota; Metazoa; Nematoda; Chromadorea; Rhabditida; Onchocercidae. The coding region runs from base 297 to 1679 and encodes 460 amino acids.
UUUUUUCCAAUUUCUGAAAGUCAAAGGAUUUUUGUCAGUGAAUAUUGUGGACAUGUUUAGAGGCGAAGUUGUGGAGAGCUAAAAACAAGCCAGUAAAUGUACCAAACAAGUGCCCAUUCAAAAAAGAAAUACUUCUGCAAGCAGAGAAGGAACGAGAGCGCAUUGAGUAUGAAAAAUCUGAGAAGAAAAAAGCUAUAAAGCAGAAGCAUCCAGAUGUUGCAAAGAUUGGGACGAAACGCAAAUGUGUUUCGAGUAAUUUGCAAACACUGACUUUGAAGGCUACAGAACAGGGAAAAAUGUCAGAACAUUCCGAAAACCAAAGUAUGAAAAACUUGGAAGAAGUGCGCGAGAAAACACAGAAACAGUAUGCUAAUGAACUUCGGGAAACUGUUGAAUCUGCAGAUAUUGUUAUUGAGGUGCUUGAUGCCCGAGAUCCAUUGGGAAGUAGGAGUAGAAGUGUCGAGGAAAAUAUCUUAAACGCAGGAAAGCGACUCGUUUUACUCUUAAAUAAGAUUGACCUUGUACCGAAAGAAAAUGUGAAGAAAUGGCUUACGUAUUUGCGGCAACAGUCUCCAACUAUAGCUUUCAAAGCUUCAACUCAGGAACAGAGUCGUAAUUUGGGGCGUUUCAGUUCGUCAAAUUUACAUUUCUCGACUUCAAAAUGUGUUGGAGCAGAUCUUGUGAUGAAACUUUUGUUAAAUUACUGCAGAAACAAGGAUAUCAAGACAUCGAUUCGGGUUGGAAUAGUAGGUUAUCCUAAUGUUGGUAAAAGCAGUGUUAUCAAUAGCUUGAAAAGGAAGCGGGUUUGUGACGUUGGUGCUGUACCAGGAAUCACGAGACAAGUGCAAGAAGUAGAUCUGGACAAGCACAUCCGAUUAUUAGAUUCUCCUGGUGUAAUAUUAGAGCCAAAAGGGCGUUUGGACAACAGUGAAAUUGCUCUUAAAAACGCAAUACGAGUGGAAAGUCUAGCUGAUCCUACUGCUCCAGUACAAGCUAUUUUGAGGCGAUGUUCUCGAGAUAGUUUGAUUCUUCACUAUGAAAUACCAGAAUUCAAAACGUGCGAUGAAUUCCUGGCCCACAUUGCUCGAAAAGGGGGUCGACUAAAGAAAGGUGGCCGUCCCGAUUUGAAUGCUGCAGCUCGAAAGGUACUAAUCGACUGGAAUUGCGGGAAGUUACGGUACUUCACAGAACCGCCAGAGACCGUGGUAAACCCCAACUCCAAUUUGUUUCCCGCAGAGCUGUUAAAUGAAAUGUCAAAAGAAUUUGAUUUGGAUGCAUUGGAGGAUGAACAGAAAGCUUUGGUGGAAAGGCUACCGACCGAAAGCGCAAAUAAAGUAGCAGUGAAAUAUGGAUUUGCAGCAACAACAGAAAGAGAGGAAGAAAAUAAUGACGAAAUGCGAAUGGAAGUUGAAAAUGCUUCAGGGGAGACUAUUAUCUACCGUAAAGAGAAGAAAAACGUACGAGACGACAUUGUGAUGAGUAAAAACAGGUUCAUGGAUUCCUUCAACAUCGAUGGGAAUUCGCAGAUAAAUCGUGCGAUCAAGUUAGCAGUGAAAAAACACAAGAAGAAAAACAAGAAACUCCAUAGACGUACUGAAGAAAUGAUCAAUACAAUGACAUCAACAUCACUCACCGACAAGCAAGAAGACUAUGAUUUUGAUAUUAUGAAAGAGGAAUAAAUUCAACUAUAUUCAUUUCGAUUGUGUUUCCGUUAAGUAUAUUAUCAAAUGGAGUUUAGGGGUUAUUGUUUUCUCUAUAUAUAAGGAAAAGAAAAAGCAUUUGAAAGACGUGUUUACAUUCUGUGCAAUACUCCUUCCUUAUGGAGUUCUUUUGAAAGUAGUUCCAUACUUAUUUAAACUGGUGGUUUCGAACCAUUAGUCUGCGAAAACUGAAGUAUGGAUAAGAGCGGCGGCAUAGGAUGUAGAAGACAAAUCAGAGCCGUCUUCUUUUUCUGUUUUAAGCUAUACUUUGAUUCGUUUAUCUAUAAUAAAGGUUUAUUCAGCUUGUAUUAUUGUACUGUAAAUACCGAAAUUCUUUUCUG